AUGCGGGAAAGCGUUCGACGAGUCCACAAUGGCAGUGAUCAAGCUCCAGGAGGAGGCCCUCCACGACCAGGUGGCGGUCCUCCUCUCGCCAUCAUAGGUGGUGGCCCUCCGCGACCCGUGAAAGCUCCUGGCGGCGGCCCCCCCAUAGCAGGCAUACCCGGUGGUGGUCCUCGCCAGCCUCCCGGGGGCGGAGGAGGCAUACCGCGGCCCAUCCCGCCCAUUGGCGUCCCGCCCAUUGGUGGACCGCCUCCGCCUGGGGGAAGAGGAGGCUCGCUCAUUUCGCUGCCCGACACGUACGACUGGGCACUCGAACCACCACCACCCCUACCGCUUGAAGAUCGGCCGGAUUUAGAUCUGGAGCUGCGACUGCUUCUCGAACUAUCUCGCGAUUUGCUUGACUGGGGCAAUGAUGACGACCGCGACCACUGCGCCGAUGAUACCGCCAAUUGCAUCUUGGCUCAAACCCCCCGUUUGUCCAGCGGGCUCGACGUGGCUGGGGUUGUCGGUGGGAUAGGAGGAACCGAGCGUGAGGGUGAUAAAGAUGGUAGAGCCGGAAUUGGUGAUGGUUUGAGUACGAAGGGGUUUAUCACUUUCAUCGACCGCAGCUCGUGGUGCAAGGGUUGGAGUCAACACGGCCAUGUCGUGUGA
This is a messenger RNA of Pseudomassariella vexata, 648 nucleotides long. RefSeq lists its product as uncharacterized. The coding region runs from base 1 to 648 and encodes 215 amino acids. Lineage: Eukaryota; Fungi; Ascomycota; Sordariomycetes; Amphisphaeriales; Pseudomassariaceae. The transcript is spliced from 2 exons. The record is from RefSeq and is a predicted model, not a curated record.